Messenger RNA from Diorhabda sublineata, 2832 nucleotides. RefSeq names its product transcription initiation factor IIA subunit 1-like. The transcript is spliced from 4 exons. Gene Ontology annotation, biological process: transcription by RNA polymerase II; transcription initiation at RNA polymerase II promoter. NCBI's taxonomy places the organism in Eukaryota, Metazoa, Arthropoda, Insecta, Coleoptera, Chrysomelidae. The coding region runs from base 307 to 1410 and encodes 367 amino acids. The record is from RefSeq and is a predicted model, not a curated record. Gene Ontology annotation, cellular component: transcription factor TFIIA complex.
AUAUGGGGAAAUACUCGUGAGAAUAUGGCCUAAUGCAUCCUAUUGAUGUAAUUUCUAACCUCACCUUUCAUUUACUUCGUUUGCUAACAAGAUGGUGGAAGUAAUGAAUUAAUAAGCGAUAUUUAAUCGAGUGUUGCAAUGCGUGUGAUUUAAGCAGCCAUAUGUAUUCAGUUUUAGUAAUGUAUUAAUUAAAUGUUAUCAAAACAUUAACGUUUUAUAAAGACCUACUCGAAUAUUUGAUCUUUUCCUACUUAAACAUUUUUUGGUUUAUUUAUUUUACAUUCAUUACUUUACGUCUUCAAAAAAAUGUCUUCAUUGCUUUGUAAAAAUUCCGUUGUACGAAUUUACCAAGAGGUAAUAGAAGAUGUUAUUGCGGGGAUAAGAGACCAUUUUUUGGAAGAUGGUGUUGACGAAGUGGUUCUUCAAGAAUUGAAGCAAACAUGGGAGACCAAACUGAUGAGCACCAAAGCUGUUCAAGAAGAGACUGCUGAAAAAAAGAAAAUUGAACAUGCUCCUAGCAACGGUUUUCCUAAAGUUGUUAAUAAUCCAAUGCCUCAACAAACUGCUCAACAACCUGUUCAGCAACCCGUGCAACAUCUCCAACCUACACUUCAACAUCUGGAUAAAAUGGUACCUAUUCAAAUUACUCUACCUCCCCAACCGGGUUCAGAUGGAGCACAAAGAGUGUUAACCAUUCACGUACCUGGUUCAGCUCUCCAAGGAAACCAAUUACAGAAAGUCCUCACUGGACCAGUCAUAACGGCUACUAUGGGUUUGCCUGCAAAUAUUGCUUCUUCAUUGCUACAACAGCAUGUCAAUGCCGCUUUUAACAGCCAACAACAAGCAGCAGCUGUAGCUAUUGUAAAUAAAACUAUUCUUCAGAGUGAUGGAGCAAACGAUGAUUAUAUCGAUAUAUCAGAUGAUGAGAUUGGAUUACCAAACAAAACGUUAUCAAGGACUGAUAGAGAUAGAGAAUUAGAGGAAAUGUUAGAAGAUGGAAUUAGUAUAGAGAUUAUUUUACCUAAAAAUAGAAGAAAGAAAGUUAAAGAUACGAAUAAAAGAACAAAGCAAGAAAUGAUUUGCCAGCUGGAUGGUCCUAAUGAUACCUCUGAUGAUGAUGAAGACGGAUCUGAUGAUGAUAAUGACGAUGAUGAUUUAGACGAUGAUAAGGAUGAAGAUGAUCAAGAAAUGGAAGAUGAAGGUGGCGAAGAAGAACCUCUAAAUUCCGAAGACGACGUCACAGAUGACGACCCCUCGGAGCUAUUCGAUACCGACAACAUCGUUGUGUGUCAAUAUGACAAAAUCAUCCGAAAUAGAAAUAGAUGGAAAUUUUAUUUGAAGGAUGGUAUAAUGAACCUGAACGGAGCGGAUUACGUCUUCCAGAAAGCUAAUGGUGAUGCGGAGUGGUAGUUUUGUGUAUAUUGUUAUUUAAAAGAACAUAUUAAAGAGAAAAUGUUGCCUGUUUGGAUGAGAUGCUAGUUUUUUCGUUUAUAUUGAUUUAAAUUUUCAAUUUUUUGACGGCGUUUUUAUCUUCAGUCAAGUUAUUAAUCGAAAAUUAAUUUCCAUGAUUAUGAUGAUAAAACUAGAGAUAAAAAAUCGGUCAUCAAAUAAAAUUUUUUUUCUUUUUGUCUAGCAAAUAUUUGAAUAAAAUAAAAAUAUACUUUAUUUAUUCCAAAAAACUUCUUUUGACUUUUGGACAUUUCUUGAUAUUUAGCUAACUACAAAGUCUGAAAAAUUUUAAAGUGGACUCCUUGGCAAUCUAAGAAACUAUAAAAGUUUUAUGUUAUAUAUCAGUAAUAGAUGUCUACGCAGCAACAGAAGAGGCCAUUGACAGAGGCAAGAUAAAGUUCUAUGAAAAACGCUACACAAACUCCUUAUAUAUCUCAAAAUAAUUCUAAAAACUUCUAGAAAAUAAAAGAACAAAACAGAAAAAUAAAUAGACCUUCCUAGAAAGAAAAGAAACAAUGUAAAUAAACCGCCUGCUAUAAUAAAAAGCAAACAUCAAAAGUGGCGCGUCCGUCGAAUUUUAGAAUUCCAUAAUUACCGCACAGGUCCGGCUUAAGUACCCAUUUCGUGAACUUGUUCGAAACAAUACCAAUCACCAAAAACAACAUGCACGAAGUAAAAAAAUACUGUCUAGAAACAAAUUUGAGGAGCUAAUCAAUUUGAAAUUCAUAUGCCUACAACCAUUAUAUAACAUUUUUCACCUGGUAAAUGCCAUUUAUAAUUUUCAACUUGUGUAAUUUUACUGAACUCUGUGCUUUAUGAGUUACGAUGUGUGCAAGUGCAAGACUGUAGGAGCAGCUAGAAGGGGAAUCGGAGAUGUUCGUGCUAUCAGAUCUAUUCAAGAGAUGCAGACUUACGGCCAUCAACCAGCAGGUUUAAUUUAUUAAGUUGUUGUGGUAUCAAUGGACAGGCUACACACAGCUGUAAUGGUAUAUUUGAAAUGAAAUUGAAUGAAUUUUGAAUUGAAAUUUUUUUUAAAAAACGAAUCAAAACAAAUUUAAUAUUAAUGCAAGGGACCAGACAAGAAGGCUUGCCCCAUAACCAGUACUGACAUGGCUGAUUUGGUUUUCAGUUUUCUAUUUGGCAGCACAAGCGGCAUUAUCUGGAAUGAUAGUUAUUGCACCCCAUUUUGUAACCUAGUGCUGAAGAUGGCAAAUUCAAAUAUUUCUGUUGGUCCACUCCACAACACAACUUUGGCGAUUUUGAUUAGCUCUGAAAAUUUUGCGUUACUUUUGUGGUGAUUUGUAAAAAUAUUUUGUUUUAUUGGUUCUACUUUGUAUUAACAUAAUUUACUAAGCAUUAAAUCGAUAUAAUGUUGUUUAAUUU